This is a messenger RNA of Agrilus planipennis (emerald ash borer), 1068 nucleotides long. RefSeq names its product alpha-tocopherol transfer protein-like. Bases 167 to 1000 code for a protein of 277 amino acids. NCBI's taxonomy places the organism in Eukaryota, Metazoa, Arthropoda, Insecta, Coleoptera, Buprestidae. The transcript has 5 exons. Gene Ontology annotation, cellular component: membrane. Gene Ontology annotation, molecular function: phosphatidylinositol bisphosphate binding. The record is from RefSeq and is a predicted model, not a curated record.
UGGCUAACUAGAGUAUUUUUAAAAAAACGUUGUGUCGUAGUUGGCCUUGAUAAAACUUUUUAAUGUUUAGUUUCAGUUUUCUGGACUUAUAAGCGUUUUUUAUUUUUCGAUAAAAAUUUAAAACUAAAAUUGUUCCAGUAAACGCUUAGUUGGGUAUACAGGAGAGAUGGCACUGGAGUAUGGGUUCAAGGCUAGUGAUAUAGUUGAAGAAAACAGGGUUAACUGGAAAGACAUCAAUGAAAUAAAAGACUGGGUAGAGAAACAGAAAAAAACAUUAAUUCCCUCCCUGACCGACGAACAAGUUGUAUCGUUUUUAUUAUCAUGUAAUAACGACUUGGAAGCCACUAAAAUAACUAUCACCGCUUUUUACAAUGCUCGAAAUGAUGGAGCAGUUCUAUUUAACGAUCGCAAUUUAGACAGAAGUGAUAUACAGCUCCAACUAAAAACAGACAUAUUUUGCGUGCUUCCAGUGCGAACCGACGAUAAUUGUGCCAUUAUAUUUCAUAAAUUGUACGACACCAACUAUUCGGCGUAUUUAAUGGAACCGUCAAUGAAACUACUUUUCAUGACCAUAGACGCAGCUAUUCACGAUUAUCCACCUAAAGGACUCGUUAUCCUUUUCGACAUGAAAGGCGUUGGUCUUAUGCAUUUAACUAGAGUAAAGCUGCACUGUAUCCGGAUUUUUUUCCACUAUUUACAAGAAGGUUUACCCGUAAAACUCAGCAGAGUUCAUGUUUUAAAUGCCACGAUUGUAGAUAAAGUUAUGACGAUAAUGAGACCGUUUAUAAAAAAGGAAGUACUGGAAUUGUUAGAAUUUCAUUCAUCGAAUAUGGAUUGGAAUGAUUUUUAUAAUGAAUGUAUACCAAGAAAAUGCCUUCCUAGCGACUAUGGCGGUACGCUACCAUCGGUUGUGGAAUUACAUGAACAAAAUACCAAUAAACUACAAAGUUUAAAAGGCUUCUUUGAAACAGAAGAAAAUCAAAGAUGCAAUAAAAUUUAGUAUAUUUUUUAACAGAGCAUUUUGUUACGUAUGUAUUUGGUUUUGCUAAUAAAGGAUUUCUUAGUUUU